ACAUUUUUCCCCCCAAAAAAGGGGGGAAAAUGUCAGUGCUUCUUAUGGAACGAAUAUGGAGCGGCCGAUCCGGUAUUUCCUCCGCCGCCGUGUCAGAAUACCGGGCCAUCCUCUCAGCUCUGCAGCGGGACCUUACCUGUUCCUAUCCAAGCGGCACGCUCUCUUCCCGGCUUCUGUAGUGUGGGCGCUCGGCUUGACAGCCGGUCAGCAGUCAUCUCCUGUACUGUCCACAGUCUCUGGUCAUCCCUGUACUGUCUGCAGUCUCUGGUCAUCUCCUGUACUAUGUCUGCAGUCUCUGGUCAUCUCCUGUACUAUGUCUGCAGUCUCUGGUCAUCUCCUGUAGUAUGUCUGCAGUCUCUGGUCAUCUCCUGUAGUAUGUCUGCAGUCUCUGGUCAUCUCCUGUACUAUGUCCGCAGUCUCUGGUCAUCUCCUGUACUGUGUCCGCAGUCUCUGGUCAUCUCCUGUAGUAUGUCUGCAGUCUCUGGUCAUCUCUGUACUAUGUCUGCAGUCUCUGGUCAUCUCCUGUACUAUGUCCGCAGUCUCUGGUCAUCUCCUGUACUAUGUUCGCAGUCUCUGGUCAUCUCCUGUACUAUGUCCGCAGUCUCUGGUCAUCUCCUGUACUAUGUCCGCAGUCUCUGGUCAUCUCCUGUACUAUGUCCGCAGUCUCUGGUCAUCUCCUGUACUAUGUCCGCAGUCUCUGGUCAUCUCCUGUACUAUGUCUGCAGUCUCUGGUCAUCUCCUGUACUAUGUCCGCAGUCUCUGGUC
Molecule: messenger RNA, 765 nt
Organism: Staurois parvus
Lineage: Eukaryota; Metazoa; Chordata; Amphibia; Anura; Ranidae
Source: the annotation of a GenBank genome assembly